AUGUCCGAAAUCGAUUCACCGAACACAUCCAGAGAGUUGAAGGACCUAACUGAAUGCCCAGUAUGUCUGGAACGCUUUGUACAGCCUGUGCAACUAAGUUGUGGGCAUUCGUUUUGUAACAGUUGUGUCGAGAGGAUUACUCGAUCUGGAAAAGUAAUAUGCCCACAAUGCCGUCACGAAACUAGCGUGCCUUCCGAAGGAUUAGCGAUCAGUUACCGUUUAAAAGAUCUUGUGGCGCUGGUCUCUAGAGUGGAGGAGGUGGGAAGCAGUUCUACUGAUGCUCAAACUCAAAUGGAUUUUGACGAGAUAAAUACCGACACCCCGCAGAACGGAGCCCAGGAAUCUGAUGGAAUGAUGAUGUGGCGGCUUGCUACCGUGUUUAAAUUUGAAAUACUCUGUGCUGCGCCAUGGGGUGAGAAUUUGCUGAUAGGAGCCGAUGGCGGCCUCAUGUUAUGCGAAUUUGAUCGGAGUCGUCAAAGCAAAGUGUAUGAGCUGAUUACUCAGCGUCGCUUUGAGCAGUUGGCCGUACUGAAGGAAGAAAAUCUGCUUAUUACAAUUUCUGGAAAGAAGCGAAGGAUAAGGAUAUACAAUCUGAGUUGGCUAAUGCAAAAGCUUGUGGACGCAAAGGGUUCCGCAAGGGGAGCACCGGUACAAAAACGCUGGAAGAAUCUUGACGACUUGCAGGGCGCUCAACAUUUCAAAUCAGUCUGCUAUGAAAAUCAAGAGUACUUGGUUGUUGGCUUGGAGUUUAGUAUUAUAAUAUACAUGUGGGAAUCUGGGCCCCAUUCUAAGUUCGUGCCCUUUAAGUCUUUCGCAUCAUUGCCACAUUCGCCACUCAUCGUUGAUUUGACACUGGAAAAUCAUGUGCGUCUUAAAGUGCUAUAUGCUUCAGCUCAAGGUUUUCACGCUAUUGACCUUGAUUCCAGUUCGAUAUACGAUAUACACAUACCUUUUAAUAAAGAAGUUGUGCCUCGCUGCAUAGCCGUGCUUCCAAACAGUGCUGGAACACAGCUAGUUUUUUGCUACGACGAUAGAUGCGUUUAUGUUAACACUAACGGAAGAUUGUCAAAGAAAGUUGACCUGCGAUGGGUUGACACGACGUGUAAUGAUGUGAGUGUUGCCUACCUCUCCACAGGGAAAGUAGUGAGUUGGGGACCUGUAGCCAUAGAAAUUUACUCAGUCAAUACGAGCAACCUCGAUAUAGCUCUGAUGUAUGAAAAAACUUUCAAAUUUAGGUUUAUGUGUGAAUUUGAUGACGUGGUGUUCUACACCGUAGCGGAACCUGAUGGCUCUUCUUGCCGCAUAGAGGGUAUAAAAGGGAUUCAAUUCGCAGCCAUGCUGCAGUCUAAAAGUGAGAAUGGGUGCAUUCGUGUACCUCAACCUUCUUUGCAGGAAUACGGUGUGAUAACCAUGUAAGGUACAAUAAAAGAGGAAUACUGUAACAUUUUGUCCAUAGGAAUACUGUAACAUUUUUUCCAUAAGUGAAUCUAAGAUGUGUGAGCACACUUAUCUGUACCUUUACUUUGGAGCUAAAGUGUAUGCACAC
Cylicocyclus nassatus is the source of this 1546-nucleotide messenger RNA. The record is from the annotation of a GenBank genome assembly. Lineage: Eukaryota; Metazoa; Nematoda; Chromadorea; Rhabditida; Strongylidae.